ACUUUAUUUUGAAGGUCACAGCCGGAUGCAGUGUGUGUGUGUGUGUGUGGGUGUGGGUGUGUGUCCUGAGCGCCACAGUGAAUGUUGAGCGUCGGUGAGUGUGAGCGGACACACACAGAGAGAUGUCCCCGCUGCUGCUGCUCCUGCUCGGCCUGCUGGCCCUGAUCCUCUGCGUCCUCCGCUCCAGGACCAGAAGAGACGGUGAACCUCCGCUCAUUAAAGGCUGGAUUCCUUUCAUUGGGAAGGCUCUGGAGUUCGGACAAGAUGCCUACACAUUUCUGGAAGAACAGAAGAAGAAGUGCGGAGACAUUUUCACAGUACAGAUCGCAGGUAAAUACAUGACCUUCAUCAUGGACCCUCUGCUGUAUCCAAACAUCAUCAAACAUGGCCGACAGCUGGACUUCCACGAGUUCUCCGGUAAGGUGGCGCCCGUCACCUUCGGCUACCCGCCCGUCAUCAGCAGGAAGUACCCCGGCCUGCAGGAGCAGAUCAGCCGCUCCUUCCAGCUCCUCCAGGGAGACAACCUGCCCGCCCUGACAGAGAGCAUGAUGGGUAACCUGAUGCUGGUGCUGCGUCAGGACCACCUGAGCGAGCAGCCGCAUGGCGAGGGCGGCUGGAGGAGCAGCAGCAUGUACGAGUUCUGCAACUCCAUCAUGUUCGAGGCCACUUUCCUCACCAUGUACGGCAGGCCGGCGUCCGCCAGCCGCCACAGCGGGAUGGGCGUGCUGAGGGAGGACUUUGUCCGAUUUGACAACAUGUUCCCGCUGCUCAUCGCUCAGAUCCCCAUCUGGCUGCUGGGACAGACCAAGGCCAUCCGAGAGAAGCUCAUCAACUACUUCCUGCCCCACAGGAUGUCGUACUGGUCCGACAUGUCGGAGUUCAUCAGGACGCGGUCGGAGUUGUUUGAGCAGUACGACGCGCUGAGGGACGUCGAUAAAGCAGCUCAUCACUUCGCCAUCCUGUGGGCGUCUGUGGGGAACACCGUCCCCGCCACCUUCUGGUCCAUGUACUACCUGGUGAGUCACCCCGAGGCUCUGCAGGUCAUCCGCCAGGAGAUCCACGACGUCCUGAAGCUCAGCGGAGUCGAGUUCAGCAGCGAUAGAGACGUGACGUUUGGCAGAGAGCAGCUGGAGCAGCUGGUUUAUCUCGAGAGCGCCAUCAACGAGAGCCUCCGCCUGUCCUCGGCCUCCAUGAACAUCCGCGUUGCUCAGGAGGACUUCAGCCUGAAGCUGGACGGCGAGCGCUCGGUGGCGGUCAGGAAAGGAGACUUCAUCGCCCUCUACCCUCAGAGUAUGCACAUGGACCCCGAGAUCUACGAGGAGCCGCAGUCGUUCCGGUUCGACCGCUACAUGCAGGACGGCCAGCUGAAGACAGACUUCUACAAAGACGGUCAGAGGCUGAAGUAUUACCUCAUGCCGUUUGGCUCCGGCUCGUCCUUGUGUCCCGGACGAUACUUCGCCAUCAACGAGAUCAAACAGUUCCUGUGUCUCCUGCUGCUCUACUUCGACCUGCAGCUGGAGGCGGGGCAGGACAGAGUCACUCUGGACGCCAGCAGAGCCGGACUGGGCGUCCUGCUGCCCUCCAAGGACGUCCUCUUCCGCUACAGACUGCAGAGCGUCUGACCUGGUGUGUGUGUGUGUGUGUGUGUGUGUGUGUGUGUGUGUGUGUGUGUGCGUGCGUGUGUGCGUGUGCGCGUGCGUGCGUGUGUGUGUGUGUGUGUGUGUGUGUGUGUGUGUGUGUGUGUGUGUGUGUGUGUGUGUGUGUGUGUGUGUGUGUGUGUGUGUGUGUGUGUGUGUGUGUGUGUGUGUGUGUGCGUGUGUGUGUGUGUGUGUGUGUUCACUGCGGCGAGCUUCAGAUUCUAUUUUUAUAACCCUGACACAGAUUAUAAGUGUGUAGUUAUAGAGUGGAAACACUGUGACAACAUGAGGGAGUCUCUCAUGUCGACCUGAUCGGACUCGACCUGACUUGAAUUGACAGGACUCAGCGUGACCAGAAGGGACUUGAUCUGAUGCAACGCGACUCAACCAUAUUCAACUUAAUUCAACCUGAAAGGAUUCGGAAAGAUUUGAAGAGACAUGUCACAACUCAGCCUGACAUGAUGCAAGUUGACUUGAAGAGACUCGAUCUGAUUCAAAUUGACAUGACUUUACUCAACCAAACUUGACACAACUUGACCUGAAGGGACUUGACCUGACACAGACUGACAUGACUUGACUCAACCUGGCAUGUCUCAGUGUGACACGACAAGAACCAACCACUCUCGACGCAACUUGAACUGAAAGGACUUAUUCUGACUCUGAUAGACAUGAAAUGACUCGACCUGAUGUAACUCGUCCUGAUGUGACUCGACUGGACUUUAGGAUCACAGUGUGUAAAUGAAAACACUUGGUGAAGCCCACAGGUCAGUGUUUCGAUAAUAACAUGAACGUGUCCCAUGUCAGCAGUCACUUCCUGUUUGUCCUCACAAACUCAAACUUGAGACAGACUAAAUCAUGUGGACGUAUGGACCAGAGACUCGAGACACUGAGGACAUGAGGACCUGAGGACAUGAGGACCGACUGUCUUUAACGGUCUUCAUCAAUGUACCUUGUUUCGUUAAUCAGUGUCCUAACCGUGAGUCGUCCCUCUGGGGACAGACGAUUGUCCUGAACACUGAUCUCAGCUGAUAGAGACACUAAACUGCAGUAACCUUAAAGGAACAUUACAAAGUUUUAUCUUCAUGUUUUUAAUCAUGUCUUUAGUUUUUACAGAUAGGAGCAGUCCAAGAUUUCACUGAGACACGUCUCAGUCACGUUUCAUCUGUCCCCGAAUUUAGCUUAGCUUAGCACAGAGACUGAAAGCAGGGGGAAACUGUUAGCCUAGCUUAGCACAGAGACUGAAAGCAGGGGGAAACUGUUAGCCUAGCUUAGCACAGAGACUGAAAGCAAGAGAAAACUGUUAGCCUAGCUUAGCACAGAGAUUGAAAGCAAGAGAAAACUGUUAGCCUAGCUUAGCACAGAGACUGAAAGCAGGGGGAAACUGUUAGCCUAGCUUAGCACAGAGACUGAAAGUAAGAGAAAACUGUUAGCCUAGCUUAGCACAGAGAUUGAAAGCAAGAGAAACUGUUAGCCUAGCUUAGCACAGAGAUUGAAUGCAAGAGGAAACUGUUAGCCUAGCUUAGCACAGAGACUGAAAGCAAGAGGAAACUGUUAGCCUAGCUUAUCACAAGACUGAAAGCAGGGGGAAACUGUUAGCCUAGCUUAGCACAGAGACUGAAUGCAAGAGGAAACUGUUAGCCUAGCUUAGCACAGAGACUGAAAGCAAGAGGAAACUGUUAGCCUAGCUUAGCACAGAGACUGAAUGCAAGAGGAAACUGUUAGCCUAGCUUAACACAAGACUGAAAGCAGGGGGAAACUGUUAGCCUAGCUUAGCACAGAGACUGAAAGCGGGGUCAGCCCUAUGUUUCCAAUAGGCAUCCUCCUUCCUUAACGUUUCCUCCAUGAGCCUCUGACGCCUCCAGAGGGCUGGAAAGUGACUCCAAGCAUCCCAGGAGCCCCCCUCUCUAUGCCAACCCGGCUUCCCAGAGGUAUUGAUGCGCUGCAAACUAUGGUUUGCGUCCAGCUGAUCUGACCGGAAGCUAGUCAAUGCGAGGCCUCUGUGCUACUUAGUUUAGUUUGUUUAUUUAAAAGGACAGUGUGCACUUACAUUAAAUGUUUGCAAUAAAGAAAGAGAGGGUCGCACCAGAUUUAGCUAAAAGCUACAUUCCAUCUGUAGUCCAUUGCUACUGGAUAAUAGGCUGGGUGUAACUGGCUACCAAAGUGGGAGAAAGGGGAUAAAAUCUGCUACAAAUUUAUGAAAAAGGAAAUGUGGGAACACAGGGCUGUGGGAACAUAGAGCUGUGGGAACACAGAGCUGUGGGAACAUAGAGCUGUGGGAACACAGAGCUGUGGGAACAUAGGCACACUCCCCUGAAAACGGGGAAACUGUUAGCUUAGCACAAAGACUGAAUUUCAGAGGAAACUGUUAGCCUAGGUUAGCACAGAGACUGAAAGCGGGGGAAACGGUUAGCCUAGCUUAGCACAGAGACUGAAAGCGGGGGAAACAGUUAGCCUAGCUUAGCACAGAGACUGAAAGCGGGGGAAACGGUUAGCCUAGCUUAGCACAGAGACUGAAAGCAGGGGGAAACGGUUAGCCUGGCUCCCUCCAAACAUUUCAGGUCUCCAUGAGCAGCGUGACUGAAAAACUCCAGGAGUCGUAUUCACAAAGCUUCCUCGUGCUAAGAGUCGCUCCUAGUGACGAAAUUCUAAGAAAAUUCUUAGAAUUGUGACGUUUUCUUAGAAAUUCCACUUAAAGUUAAGACGAGGUCCUUGUAAAGAUGAAAGUUUUUCACAGAGCAUCUCAGACCUUAAGAGAGCUCCUAAGGUGAGAAACUGUUGGAGCAGGAGGAGGAGUUUAAGGGUUUCUGAAUCAGAGGAGAAAAUGGUGGAAACAGAGAGGUCAGAGAAACGGUCUCUAAACACAAAAUGACAGUGAGUCAGUGAAACACUACAGAUGAGAUCGUGCAGGGAGAAUGUUUGUGGUCCAUCUCAUUUGGGAUACGCACACAUUUCACACCUGACAAAAUAACACUAUAACACCAGAAAUAAAAUGAUCACAAUAUUAAGAUAUUUGAAAAACCCGUCAGAGCAGCAGUGAUGACUUUUGUCUCCUCAGUGAGGUCACAGUUUCUGUCCCUUCCUCGCUCAGAGUCGCUCUGAGAACUUUCCUAAAUCCCUCCUGAGCUCAGACUCCUUACUGACAGUCAGGAGCUCUGUGAGAGAGUUCUCAGGACGUUUGUGAGUACGACCCCAGGAGAUUAAUUUUUAGCCAAUCAGAUGGCAGCUGUAAAACAUAAUAUCCACAUAAUGAAAAUGUUUUUUGAGUCAUUUAUUUUUUUAAGAUUUUUAUUUUAGAAAAUUGUAUAAUGUGAAUUAUAAACACUGAAUCAUUCCAUGUCAGCAUCGUUAAUAAUAAACACUUUUUUACUCUGAA
Molecule: messenger RNA, 5010 nt
Organism: Epinephelus fuscoguttatus (brown-marbled grouper)
Lineage: Eukaryota; Metazoa; Chordata; Actinopteri; Perciformes; Serranidae
Gene: cyp7b1
Product: cytochrome P450 7B1
Exons: 6
Coding region: 123-1622 (499 amino acids)
Biological process (GO): bile acid biosynthetic process; cholesterol homeostasis
Molecular function (GO): steroid hydroxylase activity; oxidoreductase activity, acting on paired donors, with incorporation or reduction of molecular oxygen; heme binding
Source: RefSeq, a predicted model, not a curated record